GCCAGAGCGCGUCGCCUGUUUUCCGCCUGGAGAGGGUGUUAUCUAUGAAGCGCUCACUCACUUGGCUUGCUAUGUGCGUUUGCAGGUGAUAGCUGAACACCGAACACGUUACAGGAUCAUUCUGGCGGGGAUGUUCUUAAGGCGACAAGGUUGAUAUUUGAUUCUUGUUUGACGCCACUAUAAUCUGGAAAUCUGGUGUCGCCCUUUGUUUCCUGAUCAGACCUUGUGGCAUUCCUCUCUCUCCGGUCACACCCUACAAAGCUUUGCACCAAUCAUAGGCCAGACAGAGCAUUGCCAUGGACACAGAGUCUGUCCACUCUGGCCACUCACACCACUCACGAGGAUCAAAUAGACACAGCGAGCGCAGCAGGGACCGGCACAAACCUCGCAGCCGUGACGGCAGCAACCGCUCUGACAGGAACGUCACCACCGGCACCCCCUCUGCUGGGACAGGAGCACUGGACCAGACCCCUGCUGGUACCGACCCCCAGGAUGACAACUGGGCCGAGACCACCACCGCCGUCACGGGCACCUCUGACCACAGCCUCUCCCAGGAGGACCUGGCGGGCUUCGCCAAGGUGAUCGAGGGCCCCGGUCCUCUGGGGCGCGGCAGGCUGGCGCGCCUGCUUCCCCUGGGCCUGACGCUGCUGUUGGGCCUGCUGGUGCUGCUCACGCCGCUGGCCUUCCUGGCCCUGCCGCAGCUGCUGUGGGCCGAUCGGCUGCAGGCGUGUGGCACGGCCUGCGAGGGCCUCUUCCUCUCACUGGCCUUCAAGCUGCUGGUCCUGCUUCUGGCCGGCUGGGCGUUGUUCGUGCGGCGGCCGCGCGCCGCCCUGCCCCGCCUGGCCGUGUUCAGGGCUCUGCUGGCUCUCCUCACCCUGCUACUCCUGCUCUCCUACUGGCUCUUCUUUGGGGUGCGCAUCCUGGACUCGCAAGAUGUGAAUUACCAGGGCAUCGUCCAGUUUGCAGUGUCACUGGUGGACACUCUGCUGUUCACGCACUACCUGGCUGUGGUGCUGCUAGAGGUGCGUCAGCUCCAGUCAUGCUUCUCCCUCUGUGUCAUACGCUCCACCGACGGAGAGACCCGGCACUACAACCUGGGCCAGCUCAGCAUUCAGAGGGCAGCUCUGGUAGUUCUGGAACGCUACUAUAGUGAUUUCUCGGUCCACAACUCUGCUCUUCUGACAGCUGCUAAGUCCAGGACAGCCAAAUACUUGGCUGAUCUCAAGGUCUACAGUGUUGACGGUCCUAGCAGCGACGGUGCAGCAAGUCAGUCUCGAGCCAAGAUGGCCGCUGCAGCCAGGCACAGAGACACCAGCCACAAUGAGCUUUACUACGAGGAGGCCGACCACGAGAGGAGAGUCCGCAAGCGGCGCGCGCGGCUGGUGGUGGCAGUAGAGGAGGCGUUCACGCACGUGCGCCGUCUGCAGGAGGAGGAGAAGAAGAAGCCUCCCGGCGACGUGCUGGACCCGCGUGAGGCGGCACAGGCCGUCUUCCCGUCGAUGGCGCGCGCGCUGCAGAAGUAUCUGCGCACAACACGUCAGCAGCACUGCCACAGCAUGGAGAGCAUCCAACAGCACUUGGCUUUCUGCAUCACUCACAGCAUGACGCCCAAGGCGUUUCUGGAGAGCUACCUGAAUCCAGGCCCCACCCUCCAGUAUGGGUGCGGGGGUCCGCAGGCCCUGCAGUGGACGCUGGUGUGUGAGGCCUCCGUCACCAGUCCUCUGCGCGAUGGCACAGAGUUCCAGCUGAGAAACGCGGACUUCAGCUUGGUGGUGAGCACCAAAGCCCUCCCCAGUCUCAAGCUCACAGAGGAGUACGUCCACCCCAAGUCACACAAGUUCGUGUUGCUACUGCAGUCGGAGACGUCCAUCUGACGCAGGAGGACACGAGGUCCAUUUUACUUCCCAACCGGCUCUGCAUUUUUUAUGUUUUUUUGUUUGUUUGUUCACUUUUUACUUUUCCGGUUUUACAGACCACAUUUUACAAACCGCAUAUCACAUACCAGACAAAUAUUGAUACACAACAGUAUCUUCAUUCUGAGGAACUGGACUGAAAUAAGUAUUGAUGUUAAAAAGGCUGUGACUAGUCCUUGCAAGUGUGAGAGUGAAUGUGUUGGUAUGUGAGUAUUUGUAUGUAUUUAAGCAGUGUUUAAGAAUGAACAGAAGCUUACUGUACAUCGAGGAUGGAGUCCUACAGAAAGGUAAGAGCAGGCAGGGCUACGACAAAUGGGAGGUGUUGCGGUACGCGUCACUGAACAUGCCUGCCAGGUGUAAUGCGCCGAGCUCAUUUUUGUGAUGUAACCACUGUGGAAAAACUACAAACCAUGUAUGAAAACACAAGCCCGGGAAAUGCUGCCAAAACCUUUGACAGACCUUUGCUCUUCAGGAGUCCUUGAUUUUUACAGGGCGCAAAACGGUCUGUCAUACUUUUCUACACCUCGCACGCACUGUUUUAUACUCGGGCUCCGGUUUUCCUGAUAGAUGGUGGCAAGUGUCAUUGGAUUUGGAUUCUUUUCUUCUCUUUUUUGUCUUUAAUGUGUGCUGUUCAUAUUUCCCUAUAGGCCUUUCAGGUUUGUGGUUAGUUGGAAUUUUUGAUUUUUCACAAUGAACAUUCGUAUGGCCAGCAUCUCUUCCUGCAAGUUUCUAUAAGAAUAGAUGCAUUUUUUGUAAUUUGGGGGUCUGUCCGGCCACCAAACAAUGAUAGUUUAUGUUUUGUACUUUUAACAUUGAUAUUUGGAUGUGUACAUAUAGGUGUAUAUAUUUAAUUUAUGAGUGUAUGUACAAACAUUUUGUAUACCUCUGUCUGUAUAUAUUUCUAUAAAGGUAUUAGUAAUUUUUUUUGUAUGUUAGCAUAGGCUAUUCCUUGUAAUAGUCAUUAAUAUGAAGUUAUUUCAGCCCCUCUUCAGUUCUCCCUUGUGAUGACUCUGAUCACUCUCUUUGAUCUCUUUUCAAAGUGCAUAGGGACCUCAUUUCCAAUAAACUGUAUAUCUGAGACAAACAAAUGUAUACAAUUUGUUGUUUUUUUGACAUUACUGACUUCUCUCAAGUAUCAAUAACAAACACCUAUUUAGGAUCAUAGACUUUUUUUGUUAUGUUUUAUGAAGCAGAGUACAGUUAGGUAUUAUAUUUCUCAGCAUAUGACUUUCUAUGUCCUUUUAAGUUAAAAAGGCAAUGUUUUUGGAUUUGCAAA
Messenger RNA from Electrophorus electricus (electric eel), 3189 nucleotides. It is a transcript of the gene vangl1, whose product is annotated as VANGL planar cell polarity protein 1. Lineage: Eukaryota; Metazoa; Chordata; Actinopteri; Gymnotiformes; Gymnotidae. Gene Ontology annotation, biological process: multicellular organism development. Gene Ontology annotation, cellular component: membrane. The record is from RefSeq and is a predicted model, not a curated record.